Messenger RNA from Coregonus sp. 'balchen', 12002 nucleotides. The record is from the annotation of a GenBank genome assembly. Lineage: Eukaryota; Metazoa; Chordata; Actinopteri; Salmoniformes; Salmonidae.
AUGACCGAGCCCAAUGUGAGCCUAGUGACCGCCAACAUAAGCGGCGCCGGGGCCAGUAGCAAUAACCUGGGGUAUGGAGCAGGGAACUUCUACCGUCCGUUCUCGGUGUUCAGCGUGCUAACCCUCACCCUGCUAGCCAUGCUGGUGGUGGCCACCUUUGUUUGGAACCUCCUGGUUCUCCUCACAAUCCUGAGGGUGCGGACCUUCCACCGCGUGCCCCACAACCUGGUGGCCUCCAUGGCCAUCUCGGACGUGAUGGUGGCUGCCCUGGUCAUGCCGCUGAGCCUGGUACACGAGCUCAAUGGGCGGCUGUGGAAGCUGGGCCGCGUGCUCUGCCAAGUGUGGAUCUCCUUCGACGUGCUCUGCUGCACGGCCAGCAUCUGGAACGUGACCGCCAUCGCUCUGGACCGCUACUGGUCCAUCACCAGACAUUUGGAGUACACGCUCAAGACUCGCAAGAGGAUCUCCAAUGUGAUGAUCGUACUCACCUGGCUGCUGUCCUCCAUCAUCUCCCUGUCGCCACUGUUUGGCUGGGGGGAGACCUACUCGGAGGAGGGCAUGGAGUGCCAGGUGAGCCAGGAACCCUCCUACACCAUCUUCUCCACCUUCGGAGCGUUCUACCUGCCGCUGUGCGUGGUGCUCUUCGUCUACUGGAAGAUCUACAAGGCGGCCAAGUUCCGCAUCGGCUCGCGCAAGACCAACACCAUCACACCUAUGGCUGAGGUGAUUGAGGUACUUUUGUUGCCCUAGUUUUACCUCAUGCCAGGCAGGUAAAACUGGUUGGAUUGGCGUUAUUCCAACCAGUUUCUGAUUGUAAUGAUGUAUUUUUCAACUAGUUUUGCCUGCUGGAUGGUUGGUUGUUUCAUGUGGGAUCCACAUGAUGAACUACUAGUAGGCUAGCAUGGCGUUAAUAAUCAGAUCAUUUCAUUACCUUAUUUUUACAUUGACACACUCGUAAAGCUCCUCUGGCAAUUUUGCCGGACUUAAUCAACCCUGAUCAAUGUUCAGAUAAUGGUUGCACAUUCAAUCACGAUCUGAAUCAUUAUCUGAAUAUACCUCAAUGAUAUCAGUAUCAUUAUAGCUUUCCCAUAUUUGCUCCUGAGGUGCAUAUCACAUUGUUAUCGACUGAUGAGGAUAUAGCUCUCAUAUCGGUUGCUGGGCAAUUAGUGGAAAAUCAUGUCAUCUUCACAAUACAUUCUGAGCUGUGUUCUGAUGGUGUUGUGAUGGUGCUGCAGGGCUGUGGGAAGUGCAUUGUUCUCUAACGCUUGUCAGUGUGUACUGUAUCUCAUACUCAACAGACCAAGUUACAUGAAGGCAUAUACACAUGCAUGUUUGCACAUAGGCUCCCACACAUGUGCACAUGCGCACACAACUACACAAAUCCCCAUGAACAAGCAAGAACAAUCCUCAAUGUCAAGGAUUAUAUCUUUUUUCAAGGAGCUUUGUUUUUUUUUCACAAACUCUCUCUCUCUCUCUCUCUCUAUAUAUAUAUAUAUAUAUAUAUAUAUAUAUAUAUAUAUAUAUAUAUAUAUAUAUAUAUAUAUAUAUAUAUAUAUAUAUAUCUCAUACACACACACACACACACACACACACACAAAUACACACACACACUGAGGGUGGGAGACAAUGUGUUCCCCACACAGAGGGACAUUUCACCCAUGGCAUUUAAUCCAUGGAAGAAACAAGAAGACAGUGACAAGUGAAGGAGGCGGCUGGUAUUAAUGGCAAUACUGUAGGCACAGUGGCCUAUAAAUACCCAGCAUGUUUAACAAGACUAGAGGCCACUGUACCUUCUCCACCACAGCAGCUCUCUCUAAUCAGCAAGGCCCCUGGGCAUAGACCAGAGACCCAGGCUGCGUCCCAAAUGGCACCCUAUCCCUAUAAAGUGCACUACUUUUGACCAGGGCCCUAUAGCCUCUGGUCAAAAUUAGUAACCUAAAUAGGGAAGAGACUUCCAUUUGGGAUGCAGACCCACUCAACAUGCCCAAACUUGUUCAAAUGGAGCUGCCUCCAUGCUGUCUCCACCAGGGUUGGGGUCAAUUCCACAUUUGAUUUGAAUUCUACAUUCUGGAAUUCAAGCAUGAAGUGGAGAAUGUACUUGAAUUGUAAUUGCAGCAAUCUUUAAAAACAACUUAAUUGGAAUUUAUUUGGAAUUUAGACUGUCUGAAUUGGAAUUGAUCUGGAAUUGAACAAGAAUCAUCAUUGGAAUGGAAUUGGAAUUUUAUUGGAAUUUAGACUGUCUGAAUUGGAAGUGAAUUGGAAUUGAUCUGGAAUUGAACAAGAAUCAUCCUUGGAUUCGAAUUGGAAUUUAGAAUAGUACAACUUGAAUUGUAUUAUAAUUGUGCAAAUUCCAGUUACUGGAGUUUAUGUAUUUAGCAUUGAAAUUGAAUGCAAACGUUGUUUUAAAUCAUUUCAACAUAGUAAUUGUGAACACAUAUUACAAUGUUUGAUCAAAGAAAUAUAACUAUAUACAGUACUGUUUAUGCAUUAUAUUUUAAAUGUUUUCUAAUGAGGACGUGCAGUAUAUUUCCAAUUAGUUUAUUUUGGUCCAAUUAAAGAGAUAGUUCACCCAAAUUACAGAUUGGUUUCCUUACCCUUAAGCAGUCUAUGAACUAUGACAUUUGGGUGGACUAUCCCUUAAGGAUGCCUUGUUUAUAUACACCUUCCUAAUACUGAGUUGCACCCCCUUUUGUCCUCAGAACAGCCUCAAUUUGUCGGGGCAUGGACUCUACAAGGUGUCGAAGGUGUUCCACAGGGAUGCUGGCCCAUGUAGACUCCAAUGCUUCCCACAGUUGUGUCAAGUUGGCUGAAUGUCCUUUGGGUGGUGGACCAUUCUUGAUACACACAGGAAACUGUUGAGCGUGAAAAACCCAGCAGAGUUGCAUUUCUUGACAACUCAAACCGGUGCACCUGGCACCUACUACCAUACCCCGUUCAAAGGCACUUAAAUCUUGUGUCUUGCUCAUUCACCCCCUGAAUGGCACACAAACACAAUCCAUGUCUCAAUUGUCUCAAUAAGGGAUCAUAGCUUUCACCUGGAUUAACCUGGUCAGUCUAUGUCAUGGAAAGAGCAGGUGUUCGUAAUGUUUGGUACACUCAGUGUAUAUCGGGGCUUAAUUCCAUUUCCACUGAGUAUUGUUUAUUACAUUAUUCUGUAUUGCUUGCGUUUUAGCUUUGGAAAAAUACAUUUGAAAUGGUGUCAGGAGGCUGAUUAACACUUCCCAGCAUGCUGUUUUGGAAGUCAUUUUUUGUAAUUCUUUGUUUGCACAUUUGGAUGCACAUUGAUUGUUAUUUAUAUAAUGCAGCACAAAGAUAAAUAACAUAUAUAUAUAUAUAUACUCUGAUCUGUUAGUGGUUGGAUUUAUUGCACCUGUUAUUGAGAUGGUGGAGCCAGUUCAUAUGGUUUAGGUUGUCCUAUCAAUUUCAUGUUCCCUAUCUUCUAUAAUCAGUCUGAAUGCAAAAGGUGGGUGAUGAGUUAUUCCAAAUGUUGUAAAUCUGCCAUUUGGCUGAAUAGCAAAUAAGCAAUAAUACAUGAGAGGGUAUGAUAAAAAUGUCAUAACACAUGGACUCAAAUGUAUUAUCGCUUUUAUACAACUGGUUACCAGCAUUAAAAUCAAGAUUAUUUCCCAAACCAUCAAUUUUUCACCAAAACAUGAUGCUACGUUCACUAACACUGGUUGCCGUGACAUUUUAGGCGUUCUCUGGUCAUAGUUCUAUUCAUAUUGACUGCCAUGUAAAGCAAAGCUACCCAAGUGCUGGUUGAUAGUUCCAGAACCUUGGUUUCUAGGGAGGCUGUCCAUGGUUCUGAAAACAGCGCACGUCUGGUCAAUGCAUAGGAAAAUUGAAUGUCAGAUCGAGACAUUGUAUAGGGGCGCUGUCCAUGGAUCUGAAAACGGCGCUGAAACAUUGUAGCAAAGACAUUGAUACAGCAGAUCAGAAUAGAAACCACAAUGACAAUAUUUUUUGGGAUAGUCACAGCAACGACAGCUAUUUAUUUAUGAUAUUGAAUUGCACAUUUCCACGGGGCGGAGCUCGUUCCCCUAGGUUGUCAUACAUGCAGCCACAACAAUUCUCUCUGUCUCUUUCCAUUGGAUUUUUGUGGUUCUUGGUUUCUUCAUUUUUGUCUUAUUUUAUCACGAAUGAGUCUGGCUUCAGUUUGCUAUUGCCUUCAUUGCCUCCUCAGCCAAAGUGCAACCACAAAUUAAACGCUGUGGUAUGCAAAUCAAAUAAUUAUUAUUGCUAAUAUAACAGAUAAUCAAAGAUGGACCUUCUGAUUUUUGAACACACUUAUGAACACAUCAUUUUAUGGAACCCUAGAUAAAAGCUGAAAAUAUGUGAAUGCAAUGACCUAGUCUUUGUCACUAAUAAACACAAUCAUGGGUGGAAAUUCUAAAGUCUGUCCAAUCUAAAGGCACCCUGGGAUAUAUGCAAAUAUUUGCAUAUAUCCUAGUGUGCCUUUAGAGUGAACUUCGUAAUUACCACUGUGUUUGCUGGUGACAGAGACAUGGUUGUUGCAUUCAAUUCCUACCAGUCCUGUAGCCUUCACUAAGUGAUGUAUUGUCAUAAAGGGUGAAUAUUUUAUCCUUAAAAUCGAUCCCUUUAUGGCAAUACAUCACAUAUUAUAUCAUAAGGCUGUACCUCAACAGCCUAGUUUUACCAUAACACACAGGUCUGAAAGUCUUGGUUUGUAGGCCACAUUGGACAAGUCACAUUAUGCUGGUUUGCAAAGGGAUAUGUAAUUCCUAUUGGAAUCCAGCCAGAGUUAGGAUAUCCAACAACUGGGGCUGGUUGCACCAGUUGGUCGUAAGUGGGUCGUAACUCUACGUCAGAUGUUAAAUGCGCUAUACGUCAGACCAGAAAAUUAUACCUCUUGCACCACCUGGGCGUAAGCCCUUCUACACCUCGUAGAGAGCAGGCAUAGGGUUAUAAAUUGGGACCAUCUUCAUCUUGAUACGCACAGAAAAUAAUAGCAAUAUUGAACAACUUCCACAGGCUUUUCAAGUUACCUAUGAGCCAAUAGCAAAACAAUACACUUGAUAUAUGCUACAUUAUGGCGUGCUAAAUGUGUCUGAUCAUUGGUAGAUUAGCAAACGAAGCCAGAGUUAAAAUAACCAGAUAUACAGACUGAGAUUCAGUGAAGCAAAAUCACAUUGAUUGAUCAUCAGUCAGGUCUAGGGCUUUUGGUCGGGAUAUCGGCAAGGCUACUAUGCGUGUAAACUUUUAAUCACCCACAACCUGCAUUAAGAAUGACUGGGUGGAUUGAACAAAUGAGACUACCUUAACCAUUUAAACUGGAACAACCAUCUCAGUAACGGGUUCAAUAAGUCCAACUACAAACGGAUUGUAUUAGUUAGAAAAUCAUCAGAUCAAUCAAUCAAUGCAAAUACACAGAUAUUGAAACAAACAAUUUAAAACAUCUACCUGCAUAAUAAUGAUGGCCGUGGUUUUGAGUGCCUGUGUGUUUAAAGAUGAAGUAAGUUAUGUCAGAAGCUAGCUGAUUCAUUACUUACCAACAACAGCUGCAAAUUCCAAUAAAACUACAUCACGUUUUGAAGUUCACUUUUCUUGCUUUGUCUAACAACACUAUCAUGAAUCUAGCUAAUAAGUUUUGUGGGUCAGAGUGCAGUAUUUAUUUAGUUUCAUAGCACAAACGUUUGUUAACAUGUUUCUCACACAGGUUUUAGCCACGGAGGGGUUGCCUAGCAACAUGUGCCUCAUUGGGAGUCAACGUCUGCAUUGCGCGACAUUCCCAUUAAUUGUGAAUCUGUAUGAACCGAACAGCAAGUGUGACAGGUAAAAUGGCUUUGAAAAAUGUCAGCUAAUAGGGAGAAGUACCUAACAAAAUAACUACAUUGUGGCAUUCACUAAUCAUAAACUAUUUAGAUUUAAUAGAAAUGUCAGUACAUUUGUGGACACAUAUUUUACUUACUCAACCUUUAACUCUAUACAGAGUAAGAAUUACACAAUCACAUAAAACUCUGGUUAUUAACACCAACGCUCAGGUUAUUUUACACCACUGAGUGUUAAUGUAACUCCUGAAUGAAUAAAGCUCUCAUUUAUGGAGAAGGACUUUCACUCUACCUUUAGUAUUUUUGCUUUAUUUAGACUUACACAUAUUAUGAAAUGUGGAGACAGGAACUGAACCCUGGUCUGGGGAAACACACAUAUGCUUGUUGCAGGGAUUGUUGCCCACAUGCCCACAGCUCUGCAAGAACCUCUAAUUUCUAUCAUGAAUCUUGUUUCGAACUAUGCAUUUAAGCACUUGACAACAUGAUGUGUAAAUGUUACAUAAAGGGUUUUCUUUUCAUAUAAAAAAUGUGAAGCUAAUGUGUUUUAGGUGUGUCCCUAUCUCAUAAAAAAAAAAGAUUAGUGAUUUUUGUAAUUGUUUUUAGAGCAUGGAGCUUUGUUUCCCACAAUGUGCCAAACCAAUUAGAGGAAAAAAACAACAGUAAAACGCAAUACUGAAUAAUACAGUAGUCACUACCGAGUGGAAUCGAGUAGUUUGCAUUUUCAGCAUUAUUUCAUCCUGUUCAAAUUAAACAGCUUUAGUUUAUCAAUGAUAUUCACUAAUUGGAUGAGUUUUUUUGGAUAAUGUUUUACAUCUUUAUGAUUGUAUGUUUUAAUAUGAAAAGCAUCUUAUUGUAUUAUUUUAUAUAUUUAACAAUUUAAGCUAAAUCCCUAAAUUCCUGAGAGUUUUCAGAAUUCAGGAGACAUUUAGAGGUUUACCAGGAAUAUUCCCUCUUAGUUCGUUAAUAGGUAAAGUUGGUCUUUGGAAUCUGCCAUGAGUUGAGGUAGUAGGGUUCAGUUUGGCUUGAGUUGAAAGAAGUGAAGGAAUGUAAAUUCAGGGAAUUGGUCUAGAGAGCGAACUGAAUUAUGUGAAUUGUUGUGGCAGAAUAUUGAAUUAGGAAUUGUAUUUUUGAAUUGACUUAGAAUUGAUGGAAUUUAUAGGGAGAGGGAAUUGAAUUAGAAUUCAAUUUGUGGAAAUGACCCAAACCCUGGCCUCUACUCUCUCUGGCUAUAUUAAAAAGGCAAACCGCAGCAUACACCUUUAAGGUUGUCAGGUUUGUUAAGAUACUAAGCGGAGAGAAUUGGCUGGUACAAAACAGCUAAAAUGUAUUAAGACUAUAAGCGGCUAUUUCACUGAUUUAGAGACGGUUGAAAGUAGACUUCUUAUAGACCGGUAGGUCAUUGGAAAAUGUCCUUUAGCUUUCGUAUGUUUUAUUCUAUUAUACCACAACAACAAGUCGCAUAUUAUUAUUAUAUUAGAAUAACAGUCAAACAAUAGAAACUAAUUGGCACCUAGCAUGAAUAUUUAUCACCAUACACACCCUCAGUAGACACCCCCUCUAGUUUUCACAUAAAUGAAUUAGACAGUCAAAUAUCACCCCCUAGGACUGUGGUAUUUCAGCUGAAUUCGUUUAGUCAAUUAAUGUUCUAUGAAGAAAAGUCAGGCUGUUUUAUCUGUGGUAUGACCGUUUGUAUACAUGGGUGUUUGGCUCAAGGUCAGCCCAGUUAACAGCAUGGACAAUAGGAGUCGUGAAUAUUUGGCGUGAAAACAUCCCAACACAAGGAAGCAUGCAGACCGCGAUCGGAGCCCUACUGGAAAUAUCACACACGAUUAACACAUUCCGUUUGAAAUUCUAACAUGUUCCAUGGCAUGUGACUUGACUUCAUAACCUGUUUCCAAUACAUUUGACAUUUAUUUAGGAACAACAAAUGCUAGCUUUGCAGGGGUUUGGGAAUACAAAGACAGGUUGAACACAUUUUUUACGUGGUACAAUGACAUUUGUGUGACAAUGAAAUUUGUUACUGUGUAAUUAUUGUAUUUCCAACACGUUUUUAUCAUGACCAUUUCCGGUAGGGUAUCUCUGAGUGGACUUCAGGGGGGGCUUACUUUCAACCCAUAUCUAAACGCAAUCCCCAACCCCUAGUAUGGCUCAGUGGAGUAGAACCACUGUGUUCUAAUAGGAAAUUAUAUUGAUAUUUAGACAACUGCUACUUGGUAUACAAACGGAAUCAGCUAUGUUUAAUCCAGUUGAGCCUAUCAAACAACAUCAAACACCAUUGUUAUUGCUUAUGUCUUGUGCAUUACUUUCGUUUGCAUGUCUUAAAGAGAUUCUCCGGAACUUUUGGAUGCUUUAUAGCCAGUAGUUCUGAAAGUAGCACUCACGGGCUAAAAGUGGUCCCCGAAAAUUGCAUACUGUCACAUACAGCGCAAUCGGAAAGUAUUCAGACCCCUUGACUUUUUCCACAUUUGUUACGUUACAGCCUUAUUCUAAAUUUGAUUGAAUUGUUUUUUUUUCUCCUCAUCAAUCUACACACAAUACCCCAUAAUGACAAAGCAAAAAUUAUUUAAAAAAUACUAAACUGAAAUAUCACAUUUACAUAAGUAUUCUGACCCUUUACUCAGUACUUUGUUGAAGCACCUUUGGCAGCAAUUACAGCCUUGAGUCUUUUUUGGUAUGACGCUACAAGCUUGGCACACCUGUGUUUGGGGAGUUUCCCCCAUUCUUCUCUGCAGAUCCUCUCAAGCUCUGUCAGGUUAGAUGGGGAGCAUCGCUGCACAGCUAUUUUCAGGUCUCUCCAGAGAUGUUCGAUCGGGUUCAAGUCCGGGCUCUGGCUGGGCCACUCAAGGACAUUCAGAGACUUGUCCCGAAGCCACUCCUGCAUUGUCUUAACCAUGUGCUUAGGGUCGUUGUCCUGUUGGAAGGUGAACCUUCACCCCAGUCUGAGGUCCUGAGUGCCCUGGAGCAGGUUUUCAUCAAGGAUCUCUCUGUACUUUGCUCCGUUCAUCUUUCCCUUGAUCCUGACUAGUCUCCUAGUCCCUGCCGCUGAAAAACCCCACAGCAUCAUACCGCCACCACCAUCAUUCACCGUAGGGAUGGUGCCAGGUUUCCUCCAGAUGUGACGCUUGGCAUUCAGGCCAAAUAAUUCAAUCUUGGUUUCAUCACACUAUAGAAUCUUGUUUCUCAUGGUCUGAGAGUCUUUGGGUGCCUUUUGAAAAACUCCAAGCAGGCUGUCAUGUGCCUUUUAUUGAGGAGUGGCUUCUGUCUGGCCACUCUACUAUAAAGGCCUGAUUGGUGGAGUGCUGCAAAGAUGGUUGUUCUUCUGGAAGGUUCUCCCAUCUCCACAGAGGAAUUCUAGAGCUCUGUCAGAUAGACCAUUAGUAUGAAAAAUGUAUGCACUCACUAACUGUAAAUCGCUCUGGAUAAGAGCGUCUGCUAAAUGACUAAAAUGUCAAUGUUCUAGGUCACCUCCCUGACAAAGGCUCUUCUCCCCCGAUUGCUCAGUUUGGCAGGGUGGCCAGCUCUAGGAAGAGUCUUGGUGGUUCCAAACUUCUUCCAUUUAAGAAUGAUGGCGGCAACUGUGUUCUUGGGGACCUUCAAUGCUGCAGAAUUUUUUUGGUACCCUUCCCCAGAUCUGUGCCUCGACACAAUCCUGCUUCGGAGCUCUACAGACAAUUCCUUCAAUCUCAAAGUUUGGUUUUUGCUCUGACAUGCACUGUCAACUGUGGGACCUUAUAUAGACAGGUGUGUGCCUUUCCAAAUCAUGUCCAAUCAAUUGAAUUUACCGCAGGUGGACUCCAAUCAAGUUGUACAAACAUCUCAAGGAUGAUCAAUGGAAACAGGAUGCACCUGAGCUCAAUUUCGAGUCUUAUAGCAAAGGGUCUGAAUAAUUAUGUAAAUAUGGUAUUUCUGUUUUUUAUUUUUAACACAUUUGCAAAAAAAUCUAAAAACCUGUUUUCGCGUUGUCAUUAUGGGGUAUUGUGUGUGUAGAUUGCUGAGGAUUUGUAUUUAUUUAAUCCAUUUUAGAAUAAGGCUGUAAAGUAAUUUUUUUUUGAAAAAGUCAAGGAUUCCAUUAAUACUUUCCGAAGGCACUGUAUGUGCAGAUAUGUGCACCAAGUCAUUGCUCUCUCUUUCUCUCUCUUCUGUGUCCACUGAAUUAUUGGGCCCGCACUGCAACCUCAUUGGAUAACACUGGGCAGGUCUCAUGCUAGCUGUCACUCAAAUUCAAAGGGCUAAAGCUCAUUGGCUAGAACUCGAAUUGCUAGGAGGCUGGCCCACGUGGGGGGAAAUGUAGGGAAAAUGUCAUGGCACAGCUUCAAGAAAACAGUCACUUUCAAAACGAGUGAUUCCGUGGCUAAUUGAGGUAAUUCUGCUCAUAGAUUAUGCAUGUAUGAACUACACAUUGACACAUCCAGCCCAAUGUGGGAGGUUUCAACAAUAUUUUCUUAGUCGCCAAAUUAACGGAGCAUGUCUUUAAAUUCCACAAAAAUGUAGUUAAGUCACUUAGGGACUGAUAGUUAGCUACCUUUUUGUCUGAAAAUUACAUUUGACAUUUCGGCACAAAAGAAAACCUUAAUCUAUUGACAGGAGUCAGGCUUUCAUAUAUCACAGUCCCAGAUAUCUGUGCUUAAAGUAUUACAUCCAUAAACACUGUCAAAUAGGCAAUCUGGGAUUCGAACAACAACAAAGUGGACACUUGUUUUGGUAAACAGCUGAGGGAUGGGGCUAGAGAAAUGUAACCAAUUUCAAAUCCAUACAGAUCUAUGGAUGCAAGGACUGGCCAUGCAUGAGAUAAAAAGUACAUAAUGAAUAUUGGGUUGUGAUGUGGUAAGACAGUUGAACUAGGUUUGUGAGGCAUUUAUGAGUUAUGUUCUUCAAGAAUCAAUGGAUAUAUGUCAUUAAAGCACACAAAUUGAUGUAACAAUCCUAGAUUGUCCCUUUAAACUGCAAACCCUUUUUCCACAGUACCUCAGGGUUCAAUAUACUCUACCCCUCAAUUUGGCAUCAGCAACAUCCCCCUAGGCAUUAUGCUUUUAACCCCUAUCCUCUGCUGUAAAUGGAAUGACUCUCGCCAUUCGUCUCCCAGGCCUCCUGACACUUAUUGAUUUCUCCAAGAAUUUACUCUGCCAUUUUCUACUUUUUCACACCUACGCUAACUAGUUCUGACUAAGCUCUUUAUACAUCUCUGUAUUUGCAUGGUGUUUUCAUUCCAUUUAUUCUGUUUAACAGCACUCUCUGUGUGAGGCUGAUGGCUUUUGAUUUGAUUUGAUUUAUUAGGAUCCCCAUUAGCCGACACCAAUGGUGACAGCUAGUCUUACUGGGGUCCGACAUAUAACGAAAAAUACAUUACAGACAAAUACUUACAAUUUACAUAUGUUUAAAAACAUGAACAUGUAGUGUGUGUGUGCGUAUAUCAGUUACACAGACAUGUCAGUACAUACACACAACAAGUAGGUCACAUGAAGGAGAGGUGUUGUGCCGUUAGGUGUUGCUUUAUUUGUUUUUUUAAACCUGCUUGAGUUCUGGCUGGGCUUGUAGUUUAUGACUUGUAACGUGUCUGAUUGAUUCAUCAGACACUAUUUUGCUUGUUUUUGAUUGAUAUGUUUAUUGACUUGCCCAUAGGGUUCAGCAAGCUGACUGGUUGCUCAAUUAACUAACUGAUUGGCUGGUUCUUUUACUGAUGAGUAUCAAUUGGUUGAUUGUUUGAUUGACUAAGUGACUGAUUGACUGAGAACAAAAUAAGUUAUGGUAAAAUGAACAAAUGUAAAACUGAAAGCCUGCAAUUAAAAACCAAUUGAUUGGUCUGUUCUUUAACUUCUUCUAGUAAUGUCAGUAUCAAUUGGUUGACUGAUUGGAUUGACUAACUGAUUGUUUGAUUGACAGGUGAAGGAGGCAUCGCGGCAGCCCCAGAUGGUGUUUACGGUGCGCCAUGCCACGGUGACCUUCCAGAUGGACGGCGACACGUGGCGUGAGCAGAAGGAGAAGAAGGCGGCGCUGAUGGUGGGGAUACUGAUCGGUGUCUUCGUCCUGUGCUGGAUCCCCUUCUUCCUCACAGAGCUCAUCAUCCCACUGUGCCACUGCGACAUUCCGCCCAUUUGGAAGAGCAUCUUCCUGUGGCUGGGCUACUCCAACUCCUUCUUCAACCCGUUAAUCUACACAGCCUUCAACAAGAACUACAACAACGCCCUGAGGAACCUGUUCUCCUGCCAACACUGA